Lepisosteus oculatus (spotted gar) is the source of this 5185-nucleotide messenger RNA. It is a transcript of the gene arel1, whose product is annotated as apoptosis resistant E3 ubiquitin protein ligase 1. Gene Ontology annotation, cellular component: cytoplasm. Gene Ontology annotation, biological process: negative regulation of apoptotic process; protein polyubiquitination. Lineage: Eukaryota; Metazoa; Chordata; Actinopteri; Semionotiformes; Lepisosteidae. Gene Ontology annotation, molecular function: ubiquitin protein ligase activity. The record is from RefSeq and is a predicted model, not a curated record.
AGAAGUGUGUAGUUGACUUGGGGGGGGAUUGUGGAUAUUAUGAAAAUCUAUUGCAUUGUCUGUGACAUCAUGUUAGUGGUUCUUUUUUACCUUAAUUGAUACCAGAUUUAUAGAGGUCAGUGACAUUAGCUUUAUUUAUAAUGCUGGCAGGAUACUAACAGCAAGCUAGGGAUAAGUACUGUGCGUCUUGCUACGGGUUUCUUGAUAUUGUAGGUUUCCAGAAGAAGGAAACUGACGGAGUGCUUGAAUUAAUCUGUGAUUUCGUGAGUGACCUUGACCGUUGUGGCGGUAGAUUGUCGUGGCAAUCCUGUGCAAAGGGGCUGCAAUUUUCUGUUCCUCUAAACGCUCUUUUCUAUGAAAAUCGGCUUCCCAGUGUUAAAUCUGGCUCCUUAACAAACAAAAAAGCCAAGUCCGAGUUAAAGAUGGUCUGAUGGACCGACGCUUCUUGCUGACUUUUGCCUUUUGUUCGAUUCUGUGGGUUCUUUUCUGGGAAAUCAGGUGGAAGAAAGCAAAAGAAAAUCAGAUUGAAGAAUGGCUCCAUGGCAACAGCCUUUCCGAAUACAAAGACAUAUUUGAAGAUGUGCAGUCCCUUGAAGAGCUGACCUUAAGUUUGCUGUCUCGACUGGAGGAAGUUCUGCAGGAGACACAGUACUGGCAGGAAAUUGAGGAGUCUCGGAACCAGCUGCUCCGUGACUUUGCCUUUCAGGAGUGGCUGUGCUCUCAAGGUCUAGAGCACUACUACCACACAUUAAAGUCCUUGGGCUGCUCGAGCUUGGAUGACUUAGCUGAGUUUGACAGUCAGCUGCAGCUCUCACUCGCUGCCUGGGGAUACUAUUACGAAGAUUACAUCAAGCUGUCCACAGGUGUGAAGGUCCUCCAGGCCUCUCGGGGGCGCCGGGACCAGGACUACGAGACAAGGCUGGUGCACAGCCUGGCUGAACGCAGGUUGAAUGAGAAGUGGUCUAUAGCUGGUGCUCUGAUUUUCGGCUGUACUGUUGCACUGUGCUUUCUGAUAAGGGACCUCAUGUUUUACGUGAUUGGUGGAAUUACAGUUUCCAUCAUCGCAUUUGUCUUCACAAUAAAGUUCCUGUGCGAGCUUGCGGCUCGAGUCGUCAGUUUCCUUCAGAAUGAGGACCGCGGCAGGAGAGGAGACCGUAGCAUUUACGAUUAUGUCCGUGGCAACUACCUCGACCCUAGGUCAUGCAAGGUGUCCUGGGACUGGAAGGACCCUCAGGAAGUGGGCCACACUAUGGCCUUCAGAGUUCAAUUAUUUUAUAAAAAUGGGCAGCCGUAUCCGGCGAACAGGCUGGUGGGCUUGAGAGUGCACAUCUCUCACAUCGAACUGGCGCUGGACAUUCCUGUCACACAGGAGGUGCUUCAGGAGCCCAACUCCAACGUGGUCAAAGUGGCCUUCACGGUCAGGAAAGCUGGCCGCUAUGAGAUAACCGUCAAGCUUGGGGGCCUGGACGUUGCCUAUAGUCCCUACUACAAAAUCUUUCAGCCAGGCACAGUAGUACCCUCAAAAACAAAGAUUGCCUCCCACUUUUCCACUUUGGUGUUGACAAAUGGGCAGCAACACACUUUACAGAUUGAGCCUCGGGAUGAAUAUGGCAAUCCCACCAGCAAUUCUGUCUCUUUGAUUGAUGAAGAUAACUACAGCGUACGGAUCCAUCCGCUUGGUACUCAAGAUGAAGAAUGCUCUGAAGAUUACUACUGCAAGUCAGUGUCAUCUAACAAGGAACUUUGCCAAGUUCUCUUGAGACUGACCAUCAGGAAAAAGGGAUGUUUUCGAACCUGCAUCUCUUACCAGAAUCAGCCCAUUAGCAACGGAGAGUUUGAUGUAAUUGUACUGAGUGAAAACGAAAAGAACUGCGUGGAGAAGAAUGUUUCUACCCCAGGGGUCAGCAUCUAUUUCGAGGCGUAUCUGUACAGCACAGGGAAUUAUGCCAACGCCUCAUGGCAGCUGCCUGCCUCCUCACUGCUGGCGCCUCAGAGGCGGCCCUCCACCGCCAACGAGGACGAAGAGGAAGACAGGGACUCCCCGUCUGAGGGGCAGCCGGAGAAAGUGAAGAAACCAAAAAAGGUGUACUGUUACAUAUCACCUAAGCAACUCUCUGUGAAGGAGUUUUACCUGAAAAUCAUUCCGUGGCGCCUUUAUACCUUCAGAGUAUGCCCAGGAACAAAGUUCUCGUACCAUGGUCCAGACCCCAUUCACAAAUAUUUGACGUUGGUGGUGGAUGAUGGGAUACAGCCACCAAUAGAACUGAGCUGUAAAGACAGGAACAUAAUGGCUGCAACUUUUAUCCGCUUUCUGCACAAAAAUAUUGGAGGCUCGGAAACAUUCCAGGACAAAGUGAGCUUCUUUCAGCGGGAGCUGAGGCACUUGCACUCCAAAAGACCUCGUACAAAGACCUGCCUGAAGAUCAGCCGCCACUCUAUUCUUGACUCGUCCCUGAAGGCCACACGGAACUUCUCAGUGUCAGACUGGAGCAAGAACCUUGAGGUGGUGUUCCAGGAUGAAGAAGCCCUGGACUGGGGGGGGCCUCGCAGAGAGUGGUUUGAACUCAUUUGCAAGGCGCUGUUUGACACCUCCAACCAGCUCUUCACACGCUUCAGUGAUAACAACCAGGGCCUGGUCCACCCUAACGCGGAUCGACCACCCCACCUGCGCCUGAAGGUGUAUGAGUUUGCAGGCAGAGUGGUUGGAAAGUGCUUGUAUGAGUCAGCUUUGGGUGGAGCAUACAAACAGCUGGUGAGAGCCAGGUUUACACGCUCCUUCCUGGCUCAGAUCAUUGGCCUCCGUAUGAAUUAUAAGUACUUUGAAACAGACGAUCAGGAGUUCUAUAAAACUAAAGUCUGCUUUAUCCUAAACAAUGAUGUCAGUGAAAUGGAUCUUGUUUUUGCUGAGGAAAAAUAUAACAGAUCUGGACACCUGGAGAAGGUGGUGGAACUUAUCGCCGGAGGUUCCCAGAUUGCAGUGACCAAUGAAAACAAGAUCCACUAUUUAAAUCUCUUGGCACAGUAUAGGUUGGCCAACCAGGUUAGGGAGGAGGUAGAGCAUUUUCUCAAAGGUUUAAAUGAACUAGUUCCAGAGAACCUCUUGGCUAUAUUUGAUGAAAAUGAGUUGGAGCUGUUGAUGUGUGGCACUGGGGAUAUCAAUGUCAUGGACUUCAAAGCCCAUGCUGUGAUUGUUGGGGGUUCUUGGCACUUUAGAGAAAAGGUGAUGAAGUGGUUUUGGGCUGUAGUGUCCAGCUUCACCCAGGAAGAACUUGCUCGUCUGCUGCAGUUCACAACAGGGUCCUCUCAGCUUCCUCCUGGAGGUUUUAACACGCUGUGCCCUUCCUUCCAAAUUAUCGCUGCUCCGACGCACAGCACACUGCCAACUGCACACACAUGUUUUAACCAGUUGUGCCUCCCCUAUUAUGACUCCUAUGAGGAACUGCACAAAAUGCUGAAGCUGGCCAUCAGUGAAGGCAGUGAAGGCUUUGGGAUGCUCUGAGUCUUUGGAGCUGUCCUGCAGGAGCAUCUUGGUGAAGGUACAGAACAGGGAGCAGGAUGAUCGAAAGUGUGGAAAAAGUCGAUGGCAAAAACAAAAAUGCUUUGACAUUUCAAAUGAAUCCAGACGCUGUGUAUAUAUGGUCGACUGAAGUUUUAGUCUAGAUGCUAGAAAUACUUUUAUAAUGUAUGAGUAAGUGAUGAGGGAGAAAUCUGAGUUACACUGAAUGAACAAUGAGCUUUUUUCAAUGCUGAAAUGCAAUAUGUUGAACUAUUCAAUCCUCUUUGAGAAGUCAUAGACUACAGGAAUAAUAAGUAGCAAUUUGCAUGAAAUCAAAAUAUACUGUAUAACAACAACACUUUGGCCUUAAUUGCAGACUAAUCAGGGAAGAAGAAAAAAAAACUUAAUUUGUUACAAAAAAGGGACUCAUUUUGGUAGUGGAGAGGAGUGAGAGAUGGAAAACUUCCCCAUUGCUGGGUUUUUGGUCUAGGAAGAAUAUUUUGAUUGAUCAUUUAGCCAAAGUCAUCACCCUGAGUGAAACAACAUAGAUUUUCUUUUGAAAAGGAACUGGUGAUGUCCUCUUUCACAAAGCUUUCACAGGGUAGUCUAGUUAAGACUUUGCUUUGAAGGUUCAUUUGGAAUAUUUAUUAAUAAUGAUCUUGCAAAGAGACUUCCAAUGUCUCUUGCUUUUAGCAUCUCCUUUUAAGUUAUGUUAACAUUAAAAAUGUGAUUUCCAUGAAAGUCCUGCAGUGCAUGUGUCUUUUCACUGAGGAAUGCCAUUGUAUAAAGUUGAGCUCCUUUUUAGGGCUUAAUUGCAUUUGAACUGUGACUUAUUUUUUUAACCUGCCUUAUUUUUAACCCUUUGCAUCCUAGACAUAUAAAUGAAUACAGAGUAGUAAAUAUAGACAUGUUAAUACAUAUUAAAUGCUUUCAGGGAAGACUGAUUGUUUUGUUUGAUGACGUUCAUUUGAUAUUGUAAUUUAGAAGUAUUGCUUUGUCAAAGUUGUCUGUACAGUUCACAAUGUUGCACUUAAGAUGUUGGUGUAAAGACAUGAGGCCCCAUUAACACAGCUGUAAACCUUACAUACAGUGCACCACAUGUGAAUUCACUGACACAGAGGAUGCAUAUUUAUUGUACUUUUAAACUUGAAAUCUGGCCUGUCUCAUCAGGGAGAUUAACGUUUGCCUCCAUCAGUAACAGCUUAAUUCCUUAAGCAAGGCACAGAACGUGAUGUCUAGGCUUUAGAUUUUAGGAAUGGAGUAUGUUAGCUGAGCUGUAAGAAGUAAUCUCAUAAGGACUGUUUUCUCUGUGCCUUACUGUUACCAGUACAUUUACAUUGUAACCAUUGAAGUGCACAGAAAGUGCAAUCACAGAAAUAAUAAUAUAGCAAUGAAUCAAUGCCCUUAAGCAUCUUUUUCAUGAAGCUGGUACUGAAUGUAGGAGUGGUUUGGAUCAUCCGUGUAACUACAGGGGAUCUAAAUCGGAGUGCUGUACUGAAACAAGCAGGUAGAAAGUGCGGGAAGUGAAGCAUACUGGUUACAUUUAAUGAUGCAUGAUUUUUAAAUAUUGUUUUGCAACCAAAAAGAUUUUGUCUCCAUUCUGGUGCUUUCUAGACUGCUGUUUUUAUUUUUCUUCUUGUGUUUCGUGUAAAAGUAAUGUAUUCUUACUAGUUCAGGUGGGUAGCUGUG